Striga hermonthica is the source of this 3051-nucleotide messenger RNA. Lineage: Eukaryota; Viridiplantae; Streptophyta; Magnoliopsida; Lamiales; Orobanchaceae. The record is from the annotation of a GenBank genome assembly.
AUGGCUACAGGUUGGGGAUUUUUCAGGUACAAUGGAUGUAUCAUCCAGUCAGCUUUUGCUAGGGUUGUGUUUUUGUUGUUUAUGGCGGUGACAAUGUCGGAUGUGCAUAUGUGCAAUAUGGGUAUUAGUGACAAAUGCUUGCGACAUGCUGUAAAUUUUGAAGCUAAGAGAGCAUACAGGAACUUCUUAAGCAGAAACUUUAGGUUUGUAAAUUUUAUUCCACCAAAUAUUUUAUUUUCAUGCUUUCGAUCUAAGCACAAGCUCACUGAGAAGUUGUUGAAGGGUGUAGAUAGCUGUGAAAAGAAGCCAUCUUUGAUCGGUUACAAUGGCCUUGAUGACUUAAUUGUCAAUGAUAGAUUUAGAGAAAAGUUCUGUGAGAAUCUUAAGCUCGUUAAUAGUGAUUUUGAUGCCACCUCGGUAUGCAAAAAGUUCCCUUCCAUUACUUUAGGUUGCUUUCCGACCGUGGAAUUGUAUGAUGGGCCCGCAUACUAUUCUCAAACUACAGAUCCAAUGCCACCUCAAAUUCUUGAAGAAUGCGAUGCAAAUUGUUUGGACCAAGAAUGUAUGUACAAAGAUCUGCAUUCUUUGUAUGCAGAAAUAUCUAAUAUGAACGCAUCAUAUAGGAACGCAUCAUAUAUUCCGGAAGAAAAGGUUGAAAAGCCCACUACCUAUUCUCGGUUGUCUGUUGAAAGCACAGAAACAACAAAUACUUCACAGUCGACUGCAGAUAAUGCUGUGCUUGAGAUCCAACAAGCUGUAUCUUCAGUUGCAGAAAUUCUUGAUAAAUCUAUCAACUGCUUGCCCGGGCUGACCAAACGCCAGCUCAGUCAACUGGAGAACUGUGGCUUUCACACGUUGCGGAAGUUGCUACACCAUUUUCCUCGGACAUAUGCUGAUUUACAAAAUGCUGAGGUGGAAAUUGAUGAUGGACAGUACUUGAUUUUUGUUGGAAAAAUAAAAUCUUCAAGGGGAAUCCGGGCUAGUAGUUCAUUCUCAUUUCUGGAGGUGAUUGUGUCGUGUGAGGUUGCGGAUAAUGGGCCAAAUUCUGAGUCAUCAGCUGAUCAAGUUGAAAAUAGAAGUAUAAGAACAGUACAAUUGCAUUUGAAGAAAUUUUUUCGUGGUACCCGCUUCACAUGCAUGCCAUUUCUCAGAAGUAUCCAGGAAAAGUACAAGGAGGGAGAUAUCGUGUGCGUCAGUGGCAAGGUGCGCGCGAUGCGUAAUGCCGACCACUUUGAGAUGAGGGAGUACAACAUUGAUGUGGUUACAGACAAAGAUGAUUCAUGUGUUUUUGCAACUGGGAGGCCUUAUCCUAUUUAUCCUUCGAAAAAAGGUCUCAACCCUGAGUUUCUGAGGGAUAUUAUCUCAAGAGCUUUAAAGACAUUGCCAGUUGAUCUUGAUCCUCUACCUAAGGAUGUCAUUCAGGAUUUUCAACUUCUCUCACUCAGAAAUGCAUAUGCUGGAAUCCACCAGCCCACUGAUUUGGGCAUUGCCGAUUUAGCUCGACGAAGGCUUAUCUUUGAUGAGUUCUUCUAUCUUCAGUUGGGAAAGUUGUAUCAAAUGCUUGAGGGUCUUGGUACAAAGGUAGAGAAAGAUGGGUUGAUUGAGAGAUACACAAAACCCCAGCUAAAUGCAACAUUCAUGGAAGAGUGGUCCUGUAUCACUAAAAACUUCAUGAAGGUUCUUCCGUAUAAACUUACGGCCAGUCAGCUAAGUGCAACUUCAGAAAUCAUUUGGGAUUUAAAACGACCAGUUCCAAUGAAUAGACUAUUACAGGGUGAUGUUGGAUGUGGGAAGACUGUGGUGGCAUUUCUAGCAUGCAUGGAGGUCGUCGGCUCAGGAUACCAGGCAGCUUUUAUGGUUCCAACUGAACUAUUAGCUAUCCAGCAUUAUGAGAACCUUCUUGGCUUGCUCGAGAAAAUCGAUGAAGCCAGUCAAAAACCUUCUGUUGCCCUGUUAACAGGCUCAACCCCGACAAAACAAGCACAAACCAUUCGCAGGGGUCUGCAAGCUGGAGAUAUCUCUGUGGUCAUUGGAACUCACUCUUUAAUAGCUGAAAAGGUGGAAUUUUCAGCUUUAAGGAUUGCAAUUGUAGACGAGCAGCACCGUUUUGGUGUUGUUCAAAGAGGUCGCUUUAACAGCAAGCUAUAUUUUAAUGGCAUUACUUCCCUUUUUACGCCGACUAGCUCAAAUGGUCCUCAUAAGACUGAUGUUGUUAUGGCUCCACAUGUCCUUGCCAUGUCAGCCACACCGAUCCCAAGGUCACUUGCCCUGGCAUUGUAUGGCGACAUGUCCCUUACUCAGAUUACUGAUGUGCCGCCUGGAAGAACACCUGUGAAGACAUACGUAAUAGAAGGAAAUGAAGCAGGAUUCAAGGUGGCUUACCAGAUGAUGCUUGAAGAGUUACAAGAUGGGGGUAAAGUAUACAUUGUGUACCCCGUGAUCGAGCAGUCGGAACAGCUACCGCAGCUGAGGGCAGCCUCAGCAGAUCUGGACACCAUUUCCCAAAAAUUCCCGGACCACAAAUGCGGGCUUCUUCAUGGGCGCAUGAAAUCCGAGGAGAAGGAUGAGGCCCUCAGGCAGUUCAGGUCCGGGAAGACACACAUCCUGCUGUCGACACAGGUGAUCGAGAUAGGGGUGGACGUGCCAGACGCGUCGAUGAUGGUGGUGAUGAAUGCCGAGCGGUUUGGAAUGGCCCAGCUGCACCAGCUGCGGGGAAGGGUGGGUCGAGGAGAGAGAAAGUCGAGGUGCGUGCUGCUGGGUUCCUCCGAAUCCGGGCUGAAGAGGCUGAGGGUGCUGGAGAAGUCAUGUGAUGGGUUCCACUUGGCCAACAUGGAUCUUCUUCUGCGCGGCCCUGGGGAUCUGCUUGGGAAAAAGCAGUCGGGCCACCUGCCCGAGUUCCCUGUGGCGAGGCUUGAGGUCGAUGGGAAUAUUCUACAGGAUGCUCAUCUUGCUGCCCUGAAAGUUCUGGAAAGGUCCCAUGACCUGGAGAUUUACCCGGACCUGAAAGCCGAGCUUAGCAUGCGACAACCACUGUGUCAUCUUGGAGACUGA